UUUUUUUUGCAUGAACUAGAUUUGAUUUCUUGCAGCAAUGUCGGGAUGGCAACGACACGUGCGAUCCGUUCUGCGCCACACUUCUACAGCCAGUGUCAACAAGCAAAACCAUCCCAAUUUUGUAGCUCCAUAUAGCUCAUUGUCAUAUUCUUCACAAAUUCCUGGUGGCCAAUUGGCAUGUUUAAGGAGGGCAUCUGAUCUUUCUACCCGAAGAAUGUUCGGGCCUUUGUAUCAGUGUCUACAAUACUGUGGAUUUUUCAGUUCACGGAGAUUGUCAGCAGAAGAUGUUUCUAAUGUGGAGCCUGUUUCGUCUCCUUUGACGCCACUUUUGGGUGACGGUAAAACUACAACCAAGGAUGCAGUCUGUAGAAAGACAACUGUUCAAGCUAUAAAAAAGGGCAUAAAACAGAGUCCCAAGAAGGUCAAUUUGGUGGCUAAACUGGUUAGGGGAAUGCGUGUUGAAGACGCUCUCUUGCAGCUGCAAGUAACAGUGAAAAGAGCUGCCAAAACAGUGUAUCAGGUUAUCCACUCUGCUCGAGCCAAUGCAGCCCAUAAUCAUGGGUUGGAUCCAGAUAAACUCCUUGUCGCCUAAGCCUUUGUUGGAAAAGGGUUAUAUCUGAAGCGACUCUCAUACCACGCCAAAGGAAGGAGUGGGAUCAUGGUGAGACCCAGAUGUCGGUUGACGGUAGUGGUUCGCGAGACCACACCAGAGGAAGAGGCAAAGAUAGCCAAGCUGAGAGUCAGCAACUACAAGAAACUUUCGAGGAAGGAGAAGCAGUUAGUCCCUCAUCAGCUAAUCGAGACCACACCGAGGUGGGGCCGAAAAAGGAAGGAGUCUGUUGUUGCCUCAAGUUAAUGCAUAACGCGAAAAUAGUACUCUCCUUCUAAUGUUACCAAUGGAUAAUGCAAGUGAGGCUGACGCUGCAGUUUUGUAGGCAACUGUCUUGUAGAAACUAGGUAUCUUGUUAUUCUCAUGAGUACUUGUUUGUAAUAAAAUAUCGCGCGCAGACCGUAUGAAUUUUGUGGAUCUGUACUAAGAUCUUGCUGGAACGGUUGAGGUUUGAUAGCAUUCCUUGACAUGCUAUUAGAAUCCAAAGUUUAGAAUGUAAUUAGACGAUAAUCUACACUGUUUAAGCUUUUGAAAGGUUAUAACUGAUAGCACAAACUUUGUACAUCUCCAGCUUUG
Messenger RNA from Asparagus officinalis (garden asparagus), 1186 nucleotides. RefSeq lists its product as uncharacterized. Gene Ontology annotation, molecular function: structural constituent of ribosome. Gene Ontology annotation, biological process: ribosome assembly; translation. Gene Ontology annotation, cellular component: mitochondrial large ribosomal subunit; ribosome. The record is from RefSeq and is a predicted model, not a curated record. The transcript has 6 exons. NCBI's taxonomy places the organism in Eukaryota, Viridiplantae, Streptophyta, Magnoliopsida, Asparagales, Asparagaceae. Bases 38 to 592 code for a protein of 184 amino acids.